Messenger RNA from Colletotrichum destructivum, 1180 nucleotides. RefSeq names its product Putative CRAL-TRIO lipid binding domain, CRAL/TRIO domain, CRAL/TRIO domain superfamily. The transcript is spliced from 4 exons. The record is from RefSeq and is a predicted model, not a curated record. NCBI's taxonomy places the organism in Eukaryota, Fungi, Ascomycota, Sordariomycetes, Glomerellales, Glomerellaceae. Bases 158 to 1180 code for a protein of 340 amino acids.
CACGACCAACGCCACAUCACUUGCUUCUCGACAGUACCCCAAAUUUCACCACUGUUCGGACUCCCACUACCCUUCCCCUCCCAAAAUUUAGCUCUUGAGCGAUCUUUGCUCGUUUAUGUGACAGUGCUCAAACUCACUUCCAUCUCUCAAUCUAACUAUGGAAGCUCAACACCACCAGGAGAGUCCGAAAUGGGAGACCGCCCCUGAGCUUGAUCCCAAAUACGACGACUACCUGGGAGACUUCCCCACGGUCGCCCACAUCGGGGAACCCCGCGAUGCCGAGAGGGGCUACGCUGGCCAUCUCAAUGACAUGCAGAAGGCCCAACUCUUUCAGCUCCGAUCCUUGCUGGAGGCCGAAGGACACACCGAGCGCCUGGACACUCUGACUAUGCUCCGCUUCCUGCGUGCCCGCAAGUUUGACGUCAACCUGACGAAGCAAAUGCUCAUCGAGUUCGAGAGCUGGCGGAAAAAGUCUCUCCUCGAUGCUCUGGUGCCCACCUGGGACUAUGACGAACGCGAGGCAAUGUUGAAGUACUACCCUCAGUACUACCACAAGACCGACAAGGACGGCCGCCCGCUUUACAUCGAGCACCUGGGCGGGAUCAACCUCACCGCCAUGCGUUCAAUCACCACCGACGAGCGCAUGCUGGACAAUCUCGCGGUCGAGUACGAGAAGUGUGCCGACCCCCGUUUCCCUGCCUGCUCCCGCCAGGCUGGACAGCUCGUCGAGACCUGCUGCACCAUCAUGGACAUGAAGGGCGUCUCUCUCGGCAAGGCCAGCCAGGUGUACGACUACAUCAACAAGGCCUCCGUUAUCUUGCAAAACUACUAUCCCGAGCGUCUUGGGAAACUCUACAUCAUCAACGCCCCGUGGGGCUUUUCCACCGUCUGGAGCUUCGUCAAGGGCUGGCUCGAUCCCGUCACCGUCAACAAGAUCCACAUCCUGGGCGGAGGCUACCAGAAGGAGCUACUUGGCCAGAUCCCCGCUGACAACCUGCCUGUCGAAUUCGGCGGUAAGUGCGUUUGCGCCGAAGGCUGCCAGAACAGCGACGCUGGUCCUUGGAGGGAUCCCCAGUGGAAGCUGGAUGCCUGGUGGGAGAAGACAGAUGCCAUCGAGAAGGCUAACGUGGCGUUGAAAGGCACGGCCAAAGACCCUGCGCUAAGAAACAAGAGUAGAUAG